Messenger RNA from Microthlaspi erraticum, 489 nucleotides. The record is from the annotation of a GenBank genome assembly. Lineage: Eukaryota; Viridiplantae; Streptophyta; Magnoliopsida; Brassicales; Brassicaceae.
AUGACGGCCAUCAGGGCACUCCACUCACUGUUCUGUGCAGCUCGAUCGAGCUUGCUCUUCCUCUUCCUCUUCCUCAAAGUGUGUGGCUUCCUUGGCCUUGGUGGAGCAUUGCUAGCUCGUACUGUCCAUAGGGGUUCCAUCUACUCCGGGGAGGCUCCUGGUAAGGCAUGGGAUCGUAUUCAAAUCCCGGAUCCUCGAACUGGGCUCCUCAAGGUCAACUCGACCGUCAGCUCGAUCGAGUUGAGUUUCCUCUGUUUGGACUCGAUCGAGUCCGGUGGUCGAGUUGGAGCGUCUGGCCUUAGAAGUCUUCCUCCUUCUCUGCGUGUUGUCUUCUCCCUCCCUUGGCUCGAAAGAAGAGGCUCUGUGAGGCUCUUGGGCAGGGAGCCUCCUUGGAGUGGUGAGAAGGAUCUACUCCUAAGGAAUGUGGAACUCAUGGGGCCUUCUUCUUCUUGCUUGAAGAACCAGAAACCUUCUUCUCCAAACUUUUGA